AUAUCUACACAGCACAGCUUCUCUCAUUGACUGUUCUGCUGCACCCAAUCAUGUCCUCAGUGUCACUCAGCUCUCAGCUGGACAAGGUUCAGCUGCAGCGCUACCUUGCCCUGCCCCAGGGUGGCCUGUGUCUGGUGACCUACGUCUGGAUUGAUCACACCGGAGAGCGUCUGUGCUGCAAGAAUCGAACACUGGAUCGUGAGCCCAGCAGCAUUGAGGAUAUCCCAGAGUGGAAUUUCGGCUCCCCCACAUACCAACCAGAGGGCUACAAAGGUGACAUGUACCUGAUCCCCGUGCGGAUGUUCCGGGACCCCUUCACCCGUGACCCCAACAAGCUGGUCCUCUGUGAGGUGCUCAACUGCUACCACGAACCUGCAGAGCAAAACACACGAUUCACCUGCACUAAAGCAAUGGAGGCAGCAGAGCAUUUUCAGCCUUGGUUUGGGAUGGAACAAGAGUACGUCCUGCAAAGCAUGGAUGGGCACCCCUACAGCUGGCCCCAGGGGGGGUUCCCAGGACCGCAGGGCCCAUACUUCUGCGGAGUGGGCGCGGGCAGGUCGUUUGGCCGAGACAUCGUGGACAGUCACUACAAGGCCUGCGUAUACGCUGGAGUGAAGAUCUUCGGUACCAACGCAGAAUGCAUGCCCUCUCAGUGGGAGUUCCAGGUGGGCACGUGUGAAGGUAUAGAGAUGCCGGACCACUUGUGGAUGGCUCGCUUCCUGCUGCACCGCGUGUGUGAAGACUUUGGGGUGAUCGCAAACCUGGACCCCAAACCCGUGCAGGGAGACUGGAGCGGGUCUGGCUGCCAUACCAACUUCAGUACAGAGGCCAUGAGAGAAGAGGGAGGGAUGAAACACAUAGAAGACGCCAUUGAAAAGCUGAAAAAGCGCCACGCCCACCAUAUCUGCUGCUAUGACAUGCACGGUGGCGAGGACAACAAGCGCAGGCUGACAGGCGUCCACGAGACCCCCAGCAUCGACCAAUUCUCCGCAGGCACCGCCGACCGGGGUGCCUGCAUCCGUAUCCCACGUCGCGUGGGCAAGGAUGGCCAGGGUUAUUUUGAGGACCGCCGCCCAGCUGCCAACUGCGACCCCUACAUGAUGACAGAGGCCAUCGUCCGUACCUGUCUGCUGGGGGAGACUGACAGUGACUGA
This is a messenger RNA of Conger conger (European conger), 1154 nucleotides long. RefSeq names its product glutamine synthetase-like. The coding region runs from base 51 to 1154 and encodes 367 amino acids. The transcript is spliced from 7 exons. Gene Ontology annotation, molecular function: glutamine synthetase activity. The record is from RefSeq and is a predicted model, not a curated record. Gene Ontology annotation, cellular component: cytoplasm. NCBI's taxonomy places the organism in Eukaryota, Metazoa, Chordata, Actinopteri, Anguilliformes, Congridae.